AUGUACGUGGCGGUUUUCGUUUGCCUGGCGGUUAAAGCGGUACAUUUCGAGAUCGUUCCCGACCUCACGACGGCCGCAUGUAUCAAUGCUAUCAAACGGUUCGUAGCUCGACGCGGGCGAUUAAUCGAGCUACAUUGUGAUAACGCGACAGCUUUCGUCGGAGCUGAUCGCGAAUUGGCUACGUUACGUCGGAAGUACCUCGACCAGUUCAAGUCGAAUGAAUGGAAGAAUUAUUGCGUCGAUUCUGGGAUAAGCUUCUUCUUCAUUCCGGCUCGUUCCCCGCACUUCGGGGGUUUGUGGGAGGCCGGAGUGAAAUCAUUUAAAUUUCACUUUCGUCGUAUUUUUGGUGGACAUUCUUACACUUUGGACGAAUUUUCCACGGCAACUAUCCAUAUUGAAGGCAUCCUGAACUCCCGGCCUCUCACACCCUUAACGGACCACCCAGAUGACCUUGCUGUUUUGACGCCCGGUCAUUUUUUAAUUGGAGAACCAAUGUUUUCGAUUCCAGAACCUGAUGUCACUAAUAUAAACACGAAUCGACUUUCUCGUUUACAGACAAUGCGACGCUCUGUACAGGAUUUCUGGAAUCGGUGGUCCAGAGACUACGUCAGUCAGCUUCAUCAACGCUCAAAGUGGAAAAGGGCAACCACGAACAUUCAGGUGGGAGCCUUAGUCUUGCUGAAGCAGAGUAAUCUUCCUCCAUUCUUGUGGAAUCUUGGCAAAAUCGUGGAAACGUACGCCGGCCAAGACGGACUAGUUAGAGUGGUUCUCGUGCGGACGAGUCAUGGACACUACAAACGAGCUGUGACGGAGAUCAGUGUACUACCAAUAGAUGCCACAGACGAUGCUGUCAAUACUGAAGAUCAACAACCAACAGAUAAGCAACUACCAGAGCAGCAAGGUUGA
Toxorhynchites rutilus septentrionalis is the source of this 906-nucleotide messenger RNA. RefSeq lists its product as uncharacterized. Gene Ontology annotation, biological process: DNA integration. Lineage: Eukaryota; Metazoa; Arthropoda; Insecta; Diptera; Culicidae. The transcript has a single exon. Gene Ontology annotation, molecular function: nucleic acid binding. Bases 1 to 906 code for a protein of 301 amino acids. The record is from RefSeq and is a predicted model, not a curated record.